Messenger RNA from Arachis ipaensis, 3550 nucleotides. Lineage: Eukaryota; Viridiplantae; Streptophyta; Magnoliopsida; Fabales; Fabaceae. The record is from RefSeq and is a predicted model, not a curated record.
CAACCAAAAGGCAUAGCAGAUACAGUGGAGAGGCCAUUGAAAAUGGCAAGGUCUACUUAUUCAAGUUGUCACAUUUGCCAUGGGAUGCUACUUCACAUUCUUUUAUUAUCAGUACAGUUUUCAGCUCAACAUGCAAACUGUGGCAACAUAGUGAAGUACCUUCCUGGGUUUGAGGGACCCCUUCCUUUUGUGCUUGAAACUGGGUACAUAGGAGUAGGGGAAAAUGAUGAUGUACAGAGUUUCUACUAUUUCAUUGAGUCAGAGAACAAUCCAAGAGAGGAUCCUCUCAUGCUAUGGCUCACUGGUGGUCCUGGCUGCUCUGCUUUCUCUGGCCUUGUCUUUGAAAUAGGACCACUUGCAUUUCAAGUUGAUGAAUAUGAUGGGGGCCUCCCUAAGUUGGUGUAUAGGCCAUACUCAUGGACUAAGGCAAGUAGCAUUGUAUUUGUAGAUUUGCCUGUUAAUACUGGCUUUUCAUAUGCUAGAACAGAAUAUGCUUCACAACGGAGCGAUUCCUUGUCAGUCAAUCAAGCCUAUGAAUUUUUUAGGAAGUGGUUAAUGGAUCAUCCAGCAUUUCUCAAAAACAAAGUUUACAUUGGUGGUGAUUCAUACUCUGGCAUUCUUAUUCCUGUAAUUGCUCAUGAAAUUUUAAAAGGAAAUGAACAAGGCCUCCAACCAUGGAUAAAUCUCCAGGGAUACCUGAUGGGGAAUCCUAAAAUAGAUGAAAAAGAAAAAAACUAUCGAAUCCCAUUUGCUCAUGGGAUGGGACUCAUUUCUGAUGAACUACACCAGUCACUGCAGAAACAUUGUAACGGAGAAUAUGUAAAUGUAGACAUCAGAAAUAUUUUGUGUUCAAGAUAUCUCGAGUCCUAUUUAGAGAUCACAUCAGAUAUUAAUAUGGCCCACAUUUUGGAGCCAUUGUGUGAGUUGGACUCACAGAACCCAUUGAAAUCUUCUUGGAGGAGAUCACUAACAGAGAACUAUCCUUGGAAGUUAAAUGAUAUUCAUCUCAGAUUACUAUCCCGGAAUUGUCGGGAUUAUGGAUAUCUCCUUAGUGGCUAUUGGGCCAACAAUGACAAAGUGCGCAAUGCGCUUAAAGUGAGGAAGGGAACUAAAAAGAAAUGGCAACGAUGCACCUCCCGUAAUAUGCCUUACAAGUUUGAUAUUUCUAGCAGCUUUCCAUAUCAAGUAAAUCUCAGCAAAGAAGGCUAUCGUUCACUGAUUUACAGUGGGGAUCAUGACAUGGUUGUUCCUUUCUUGGCAACUCAAGCAUGGAUAAGAUCUUUAAACUACUCCAUUGUCGACGAUUGGAGGCCAUGGUAUACUAAUGGACAAGUUGCAGGAUACACAAGGACUUACUCCAAUGCAAUGACAUUUGCAACUGUCAAGGGUGGAGGACACACAGCACCAGAAUACAAGCCUCAAGAAUGCCUUCACAUGUAUAGUAGGUGGAUCUCUGAGAGACCCUUUCAAAUGCUAGCAGAGAAAGUAAUGAAGCCUUUGAAAAUGGCAAGUUUAUCUAAUUUCAUUUGCCAUGGAUUGUUACUUCCCAUUCUUUUACUAUUACUAAAGUUUUCAGCUCAACAUGCCAAGUGUGGCAACAUAGUGAAGUACCUCCCUGGGUUUGAGGGACCCCUUCCUUUUGUGCUUGAAACUGGAUACAUAGGUGUGGGUGAAAAUGAAGAUGUGCAGGCUUUCUACUAUUUCAUUGAGUCAGAGAACAAUCCUAAGGUGGAUCCUCUCAUGCUGUGGCUCACCGGUGGUCCUGGCUGCUCUGCUUUCUCUGGCCUUGUCUUUGAAAUUGGUCCAAUUACAUUUAAAAUUGAGGAAUACAAUGGAAGCCUGCCUAACUUGGUCUUGAGGCCACACUCAUGGACAAAAGUAAGUAGCAUUAUAUUUGUAGACUUGCCUGUAAAUACAGGCUUCUCAUAUGCCACAACAGAAUCUGCUUCUCACCGGACAGAUUGGUCAUUAGUUCACCAAACCCAUCAAUUUCUUAGAAAGUGGCUGAUUGGGAUAACAUUUGCUAUUCCUGUAAUUACUCAUGAAAUUUCUCAAGCAAAUGAAGAAGGACUACAACCAUGGAUUAAUCUUCAGGGAUACCUGCUGGGGAAUGCUGCAACAACCCGAACUGAGAAAAACCAGGAAAUCCCAUUUGCUCAUGGAAUGGGACUUAUUUCUGAUGAACUCUACCAGUCAUUGCAAAAAAACUGCAGAGGAGAAUAUGCAAACAUAGACAUUGCAAAUGUGUUAUGUGCACAAGAUCUGAAGUCCUAUGAGGAUACCAUAUCAGGACUUUCUAAAGCCCAUAUUUUGGAGCCAAAAUGUGAGUUAGGUUCACCAAAGCCAGUGGAUGUUCCUUGGAAGAGAUCUCUGAUUGAUAACUAUUAUUCAUGGUCUAACAAUAAUCGACUCGCAUUGCCACCUUUAACUUGUCGGAGUUAUGGGUACUUCCUCAGUAGUUAUUGGGCUAAUGAUGGCGAAGUUCGCAGUGCCUUGAACAUACAUAAGGGAACGAAAGCGAAAUGGCAACGAUGUACCUUUGAUAUACCUCACAAGGAGGAUAUCCCUAGCAGCUUUCCAUAUCAUGUGAAGCUCAGUAAAAAAGGUUACCGUUCACUGAUAUACAGUGGCGAUCAUGACAUGUUGAUUCCUUUCUUGGCAACUGAAGCAUGGAUAAGAUCUUUAAACUACUCCAUCAUAGAUGAUUGGAGGCCAUGGCACACAAAUGGCCAAGUUGCAGGAUAUACAAGGACUUACUCCAAUGCAAUGACCUUUGCAACUGUCAAGGGUGGUGGCCACACAGCUCCAGAGUAUAAGCCUGAAGAAUGCUUGAACAUGUACAGUAGAUGGAUGUCUAGGAUGGCUUUGUAGUAAUUAACCAAAUAAGACCAAGACAUAAUAGUAUAAUACUCAAUUUGGUCCUUGAAUUCGCAUGAAAACUUCAAUUUAGUCCCUAAAGUUUCAAUUGCCUUUAUUUAGUCCCCAAACUUUAUGAACAUAACUCAUAUUAGUCCUUGAAACAAUUUUUAACAUAUAAAUAUUAACGGAACACUAUCGUGAACAGCCGGAUGUCACACUAAACUUUGUAAAAUGAUGUCGUUUUAGUUUUGGCACUCAAAUAACCCAAACACAACAUCGUAAAUGGUGUUUAUUAAAAUUUUACCUAACAAAAUAAGUGAUACAAUGCCGUUUUUGAACUAUUUAAAUGCCAAAAUCAAAACUGCAUCAUUUUACAAGUUUUAACGUGACAUCUAAUAGUCUAUAAUAACGCUUCAUUAACGAUUUUAUACUAAAAAUCGUCUUAGGGACUAAUAUGAGGCACGUUUAUAAACUUUGGGACUAAAUAGAGGCAAUUGAAAUCUCAGAGACUAAAUUGAGACUCGCGUGUAAAUUCAGGGAGCAAAUUGAGUAUUAUCUCUAAAACCAAUUACAAAGGUGGUUACUGGGUAGGAUAAAAUGGUGUCCAUUUUGUAUCACAGUUAUAAUGAACCAUUUGUGUACCUUUCUCAAGCUUGCAAAUGGUAGUGCACAUUGUCUAUUCCUCAUUCAA